This is a messenger RNA of Eremothecium gossypii ATCC 10895, 3339 nucleotides long. RefSeq names its product AER145Wp. Lineage: Eukaryota; Fungi; Ascomycota; Saccharomycetes; Saccharomycetales; Saccharomycetaceae. The coding region runs from base 1 to 3339 and encodes 1112 amino acids. The transcript has a single exon. The record is from RefSeq and is marked provisional. Gene Ontology annotation, molecular function: protein-containing complex binding; protein binding.
AUGCACGGAGCUAAGCUAAGACAGUGGCAAUGUCAUCGAAAGUCCGCGCUGUCCAAUCUGGUGGAAUGUGAUGGUCAAGGAGGCUGCGGCGGAGUGUCAGGGAAGAUGAGGUAUGGACGCCAAUAUGGGGACAGCCAAGACGCGGGGCACGGGCGAGUGCGGUUGCGGGGUUUCAGCGGAAGUGGGGCCGCAAGUUUCAAGCGGGUUGGCGGGCGAAAAGAGGGUGAAGAACCUCACGCGGACGACAGCAGUGCGGAGGGGAGAGAAAACGGACGGAAUGAUACGUGUUCCGGUGAAGAGCACGCAGAUUUUUUGGUAGAGUGCACCGGCCAUGCUCAGGGGGGAUUGGGAGACGUUUCCCCAUUGUUUCUUGAGCGCUUGAUGGACCUUUCGAUGUUCCGUAACGUCCCCAGGACAUUCUACGCGGCGAUUGCAGUUAAGAUGAAGGUCCUACUGUACCACACACAUGAAUGCAUCGUGAAGAUGGGUGAGCCUGCGGAGGCGAUAUAUUGGAUCCUAUAUGGCGCUGCUGACGUUACGUCCCCGGACGGGAAGGUCACGCACGCGGUUCUGGUACAGGGCGCGCAUUUCGGAGAGAUAGGGCUGCUGUUCAAAAGCCCGCGUGUGGCUACCGUGGUGGCCAAGAGUAAGAUACUGGUUGGCAUGCUUGCUGCGGAUGAUUUUAACCAAGUUCUCGCAUCCUACCCGGCUGUUGAACGACAGCUCCGGGAUGAGGCACAGCAACGGUUAGCUAUGCAGGAGAAACGGUGGAAGGUAAGUAAACAGCCUCUUUCGCAAUAUGCUAUGGGGACCUGGAGUCCCGGGGGCGCGCAACCUAGUCCAGAUACGCCUUUUGUCUGUCCAGCUAACGUUACGGUUCAACUUAGUAGAUAUAUCUCGCAAAAUGGGCUCGAAAUGCACUCAAAUUUAGAGGGAAUUGAUGAUUCCAUAUCUACUUUGCAAUUCCUUAAAAGUCUCCCUUUGUUUGCUCGCCUUCCGGUGGAUAUUAUACAUGAGUUCGCCCUUUCUGUGAAAAUAUUGCAAGUCCCUGCCUUCCAAUAUAUCAUCAGGAAGGGCGAAGUUGGAAGAGAUGUAUACUUUAUAUUAACGGGGAAAUUUGAGGUGUUGGAUAGAUGCAAGGACAGUUCGCAGAGCGUUAGCCUGCUGGCGCAAUUGGGGCCCGGUCAAUACUUCGGCGAGAUGGGUUUCUUAGAUGCUCUUGAUGGAAAUCAUGACGAAAAUGCGAAAUCUGUAAGAUCUGCUGAUAUUAGAUCCAUUUCUGCGUCGACCUUGUUGGUCCUCGCCGGUGACACUUUCAGCUAUUUUUGCUCCAGGUACCCGUGGAUAAAAUGCGAAAUUAGAAAGAUUGCGGGGGAACGAAACAGGAAUAACUCUCAUAUAGCUUCCCGGGCAGCUCAAAUCACUACAGGAAACUCUUUUGUGCUUCCGCGAGGACCUACAAUGGGGGGAAACCGGGGCGAUUUGCCAGUGCUCCCCACUUUUCUGAAUGAGUCGAAACCAUGUCUUGAAUCUAUCCCAGAUUCUAAAUUUGAUGAUAAUCCUGCUAGCUUUUGCCAAGAAGACAGACCUUUCGAAAUAGUGCCUGUGGUAAACAGCGUGGCUAACCCGCGUAGUCGUUCAUUUUACCUACCAGUGAAUAUGGCCGCCAAGAGCUCGAGCACAGUAGGACGAAGAAAGAGUAAAAAGAGGGUAGCGGCGUCAUCUUCUUAUUUCCCAUCAUCAUCAGCCUCAUCCUCUGCGGUAUCAGUCGCAAAAAUAAGAACAACAGCAAAAUUAGGUGCCAAUAAGCUAAUAGGUAACUUAAAUUGCACCCCUCCGUUUCUGAAACCUCCUCUAUCAUUUCACCAAAAAUAUGGAGCUGUCUUCUUGCCUCCUCCAACUGGGGCUUUAUCUGAUAACAUACAGAUGACUUCACCACUUCCAAGCUUCUCAUUGAUAUCUUCGCUGUCCACGUACUGUCCUCUUCCUAGAAUUCUUCCUCAAGUUUUGGAGGAUCAGGCAAGAUGGUUACCAACCGCUGCAGAACAUUCGCCUUUUGUAAGUGCAUCUACUUCUACCAUGAGAUCACUACCUGAAAAGAUACUUUUGCAGUGUUUUCGUUUCUUGACGUUACCAGAAUUGAUGAAACUAAGAAUUGUCUGUCGACGCUGGCGGCAACUUCUAUACAUAACGCCGGGCCUGUUUACCAAGUUAGAUCUCACACCAUGGAAUAACUCGAUCGAUGACAAGGCACUAAUGCAGGUAACAGAUUUUGUCGGGUCAAGGCCUAAGUCGGUCGAUCUUUCGAAUUGCUACCAUAUCACAGACAAUGGCUUUUCGUACAUGAUCAAUGAGAUCGGAAUUGGUGGCCAACUCAAACGGGUAAAUAUCAAAAGUUGUUGGGAGGUCAGUGCAAUGGCCAUAAUGGAUCUUGCAGUGCCGUCCAUUGGCGGGUCACUAGAAGAAAUUGAUUUGACAAACUGCAGGAAAGUAAGGGACGAGGUCAUCCAGAGGCUAAUUGGCUGGGAACCAUCGACAACAAUUUUUGGACCACCAAUGAAUGAUACUCUUCUGGAUAAUCUGCAAGGAACCCCGCUAAUUCAGCAUGAUCACACGGACUUUAGGACUUUACAUCCAAUCCAGAAUACAGUACCAGAAGUUUCACACUUUACUACAAAUUGCACACCUACAUUGAAUCAAAUAGGUUGUAGGAGUUUACACAAGUUGGUACUUCGAUACUGCAAAAAUAUCACGGAUACCACGUUGUAUCACAUAUCUAUUUAUGCGAAGGAGAGGCUCACCUAUUUAGAUCUCACGCGUUGUACUGGACUAACUGACAUGGGAUUUUCUUAUUGGAGUUCUCAAUUAUUCAUGAACCUGCAUACGUUGAUCUUAACAGAAUGCAUUUUUCUAACUGAUGUUGGAAUCAGGUCCAUUGUGAACUGCGCACCCAACUUGGAGCAUUUGAAUUUAUCUUUCUGUUGCUCGUUAACAGAACUGGCUGUUGAACUGCUUUGGAUUGGGUGCCUGCAUCUCAGGACACUUGACUUAAGCUUCUGCGGUAGGGCAGUCAACAACGUUUCUCUCUUGGGGAUAUCAAUGCAUUUGCGAAAAUUGCAGCGCAUUAUAUUGAAGGGCUGUCCGCGUAUUACAAGGUCUGGUGUCGAUUCACUGCUUGGCGGUUUUGCUCCUCUGGCGUAUAUUGAUAUAUCCCAAUGCAGGAAUGCCCAUAUGUAUCAGGGCGGCCCGCCGGCUACCAAGUUCAACCUCGCACCGGGAUGUAAGAGCAUACAUCUGACCAUGGAGGGAAGCGGCAGAUGCGUCGAGGUUGUGGUUUAG